This is a messenger RNA of Macaca mulatta (Rhesus monkey), 3997 nucleotides long. The record is from RefSeq and is a predicted model, not a curated record. Lineage: Eukaryota; Metazoa; Chordata; Mammalia; Primates; Cercopithecidae.
CCUCAGAACAUGCUCGGUCUUACACUCCUCUUUCCCGGGCUGGCUGCAAGGAGAGGCAAAGUGUCACUUGACCUCCUAGCUCCCUUGCCCUUUUAUAUUCUCCUGUGGGGUCCUCACAGUGAUCCCUGCUCUAUUGUUGCUUCCGGUGGGCUGGUGAGGAUGGGGCCGUAUCUGAGAACUGGUGCCUGAAAUCCUUACCCAAUACCAAAAAGUUUCUUUGUGUAACACUCUGUCAGCCUAACUGCCAAAGAUAGUCACCUCUGAGAAGCUCUUACGCCCUCCCUCUCGCCGCUCUCACCCCUGGGAGUCCAUCUCACACGGGCUCCUGAGGGGGCUCCUUCUUCCCAUCCCGUCUGUUGCUCAUCUGCCUCCUGGCCCGCAGGAUUGCAGAUCCUUCCUCCGCAAUGGCUGCCAGGUUAGUCUUCCUGAAACAACCUGACCAUGUCACCUUCCUACUUAAAAACUUUUCUUCAGGAAUUGAGUGCAAAUUCCUUAGCUUGUCAUUCAUCCAAAUAGUAUUCCUAUGUGCCUAUGCCCUUCUUAUAGGCACAGCGAACAGCAGCGAAGCAAACGUACAAGCAGCCCUGCCCGCGUGGAGCUUACCCUCUAGGGGCCCCGCAGAGGCUGGGCCCAGCAUCCCAGCACAGCCUCGCCUCUCCAGCGCACUUCCCGCCCCACUCCAGGCCCACGCGCCGGGGCCGCUGUCUCCACCAUGAAGCCUUCCCAGCCUCACUCAGGUAGAGAAGACGUCCCCUCCCCCGGGACUCCUCCAUUCCCCGCCGCCCCUACUACAAGACCUGGGCUCCCCUGGAAACUGAGGCCCUUCUCCCUGACUACAGACCCGCAACCCCUCCCCUGCUCUGGGGAUUGUGAGCUAAGAGCCAGGGUGGGAGCAAGAGGCUCUCCUCUUCAGGGCUGGUCCCCUGCACUGCACAGGAAACGGGGCAGGAGGGCGGACCCCCAUCUCAUGUAGGAAUGCCUUGUCCCCAGGGUGAGCCCCCAGGUAAGGGUACCAGUUUCUUCCUGAGCCAUGACCAGAGCCAUUCCCAGAUAAAUGAGGUUUCCUGGAAGGAUGUUACCAAUGCCUUAUCUCUGGCCAACAUGGUCCUGGGGCUCUUCUCCAUCAUCUUCAGCUUCAGCAGGAAACGCCACUAUGCCUCCUGGAUGCUCCUGGUCAGCUUCCUGUUGGACAUGGCAGUCAGGGCAAUGACCAGCCACAUCAACAUCUGCUCCAAAUGGGGAGCUGAGCUGAAUGACUUUGCCGUCUUCACCACCUUCGGCCUGGCCUCUGCUCUGCUCCUAGGCAUGGAUGGACUUCUGAGUGGGAUCCUGGCCAUCAUCUAUGUGUCAGCUGCUUCUUUCCACUUGUGCUUUUAUUCACCUGGAGUCCCCUCCACAUACAAGGGUCUACCCUGCCCCUAUGCUUCCUGCAUCUUGGCUUCCACCUCUCUUCUGACCAAAGGCAACAGGUUCAUCCUCUGCUGCAUGGCCUCACUCAUGAUUCUCUUCAUGAUGGACCAGAGCUACUAUCCAUAUGACAAAAUCCUGGAGUCUGAGAACUGGAAAAAAUUGGUUUAUAUGGGAGGUGUCAUCAUGCUGUUUUUCUCCCCACUGUCUCUGUCUGCUUUUUACUGCCUGAUGUGGUCGCUCUCAUACAUCUUCUUUCCAGAUGCUCUGUGGGGCAAGGCAGCCUGUGUUUCGCCACAGCGCUGAGGAAGCUAAGCAGCUCUACCAGCUCCUGCCGGCCUCUGUGGGGUUUGUGUCAGCAUAUCGGGUCAAGCCUUGUGUAGCUGCACUAAAGCUUUGCGUAUACCUGUGUUGUCCUAUACUAGAUAUAUGGUAUGUCUCUUGCCGUGAAGUGAGAAACCCAAAGUAAGGUCAGUGACCUUCCCUUCUUUCUGUUUAUUCAGGGUUCUGACUCCCUUGGGGACAAUACUUGUUUAUGUCAUGUAGAACAGAAUAUCCCCCCGCCUCAAGCUCAAUGUGGGCUGGGUUUGAGUUCCAGCUCCGCUACCAAUGGGGUGACUGUUUUACUAAGGUCUACCCCUUGGAAAGGAGUGACAGCCUUCAGAACUGGUAUUGGCCUUGGCCUCAGCCCUGCCUGGUGGGACUUCCUGAAGCAUUUCUUACUCUUGCAGACUCUGGCUCUGAGAGUAGAGCUAAUCACAGGACUCUCUUGUUGCCCAGUUUGAAUGUGUGUAGGAUUUUGUAACUUAAACAUUCUGUAUUUUAAUAGUUCAAAGCUGCUGCCUUUUGCUUUGUUUAGCAAUUAGAUACAUUGGGCAUCAUCUGGCUUGCAGGAUCUCGUGUGGAUUUUCUUUCCUACGCUAGAAACUACUAAAUUCUAGCAAUUCAGAUGCCACUUCAUAUUCUAAAAUCCAAAUCAAAUAGAAAUAAACAGUACUGUAUGGCAAAGUUGUACCUCACCGAGAACUUAGGUCCACUGAACCCCCAGUGUAGACAGACAUUCCACCUCCCAGAGGGUGGAAAAAAGGAUUGAUGGCUGGUUCUGCUCCACCCUCAGAGACUGUGCUGGAACACCUUCUACUCUGGAUAUAACUUUUUUAAGUUUCCAGAACAAUGCAUGUGGUAAAUAUACAUCUAUUCUCAAAUUAGAUGUUUAAAAAUAAAAACCCAAAGUAAGAUUUGGCUGUAACAGAAUAGAUAGUGCCUUCCUGUUAAAUCAUUCAUAUGUUCCUAGUUAGAUGGAUUUGCCUGUGCUCCAUGACUUUAUGUCUCCUUCAGUUUAGGUUUUGUAUUUUUGCUAUCUGCCAUAGUGCCUGACACUCAGAAAUGUUCACUUUGUAUAUGAAUUGAUUUAGUUGUGGAUUCUAGUAAGUUACAUGCAAGGUUACUAUAAUGUGGUAAGAAUUUUACAAAUAUACACGGGCUUAGACAUCUCAAUACAAUGUCCUUCAAUGCUGUACAUUCAUUUCAAUCUGAUGCUCCCCUUAAUCAAAGCAUUUUAGGAACUCCAGUUUGAAAAUGGUCUUCACAUAAAUUCUUAAGGACCAAGCAGCUGUAACAAUGCCUGAAUAAACAGGUGCUCAACAACACCAAAAAGCGAAAAACAUGUUUUAUUCUGAACUGACUAAAUUCUUUCCAAAAACCUAACAUUUGAGAUUAGCCAAUUAUGUUCUAUUCUUAAAUCAAAUUAGGUAUCAUAUUUGAAUUCAAACGACUUGUGGCUGCUUCUAAAAUUUGAAACUAUGUUGAAAGGAAGAAGAUGCAAUUCUGAAAGAGAAUUUCCAUGUCCAUUUUAAGUGAAGCAGCAGAGUUAAAUACACAGACCCCCAGGAGGACAGCUUUGAAAAGUAAAAUACCCAUUUGGAUGUGUAAAUUAUGGCUUGAUUGUAACAGCAAUAAUUCAUACUUAAUUACCUCCAGUUUUUGUGUAGGUUAAUGACACUAGGAUAGUUAUAGGUCAGCUGACAGCUGGUUAACAGAGGGAUCUAUGCUUCCUUGCACCUCUCUGAGAGUAUGGUUAUACUUCCAUAUGGGCUUCAGGGUGUCAGAUACUAAGGCUACUCAUUCAAUGCCUUCACUUCCUCAGACAGUGGUUUUCUAAAACAGAAUGUCUCUUCUUGGGCUUCCUCUUAGGAACAAGGGAGAAGGCCGAGACUUUAAAAUCCACACUUCUCAAAUGAAUACAUGAAGCCAGCAGGGUUUAGGCAGUUCUCUUUGUCCUAAACUUGAGAGUGUAGAUCUCCCUCCUGGUCAGCUUCUAGUCCCUUCUUCCUAACCUGAAGUCCUACUCCUGUGUCUGAUAAGCAGAAUCAAGUGACUGAGAAUUCUGCUACUCUUUUAGCCCUGUGACCUUGAAUAAAACGUUUAAUCUCUCUAAGCCUAUUUUCUUAUCUGUAAAAUGGAGGAUUUACUUCCUUUCAGGGUUCUUUUGUGGAUUGAACAACCGUAUGUUUUAUGUGGAUGAACGUAAAACACCUAGAAUAAUGAAUGACAUAUAAAAUAUGUUAAAUAAAUGUUAGAUGGCUUUCUG